CACCCGCCAUAGUUUUCGAAAUGGCGCCCAACGUGGGGCAAGUGGGGUUAGUUUGCCGUGGUGUUUGUGUUGCCGAGACGUACUUCAUGCAAUUAGUUGCCGUAGCCGCCGAGCCGUAGUGUGGCCGUAAGCCACCCGCCGCCGUCGCUCACUCCGUUUUUCUCAUAACUGUGUACUCGAAUAUAUUCGCUGCGUAAUUUCCUUGUUUCUGAUUGUUCAGAUUAUUUGCGCAUUUGUCGUUUACUGAUGUAACUAUCACCAUAAUUUGUGGUCUAAUCUUGCUGGUUUCGCUACUGCCUUACAAUUGCUUCUUAAUCGUGUAUUCUCAUAGCUUAUUUAACCACUCGUACUUUCCGGUCACAGAGGGACUUGAAAGGCUUGAUCUGAAACAAAUUUCCUGAAGUCUACUUUCCUUGCAGCGAUGGACGUGAAGUUCUUGAAGAACAACCGCAAGUACAUGCGGGCCGAAAUAACGCGUACCUCAAACAGUAUUAAUGUAAACCUGCCAAAUCUUUCCAUCGCAGAAAAAGUGCAAAAUCUAGCUAGGUUGCGCGCUUUGCAGUCGGACUUGAAGGAUUUUGAUCUAAAAAUAUCUGAAAGUUUAUUCGUGGAAGAGAAUGCAGAGGCAGCACUACAGGCGGAGUACGACACCUGUGCCGAAUAUUCUCGGAAGCUUAUCGCUACGAUUACAGCGCUGGAAGCGUCUCUACAAACGGAGAGAUCGGCGUCCGCAGUGAGCACCGCGCGAGAAGAUGUGCACCGAAGUCAAUUAAAGCUACCCCAGCUCCCGUUACCGGAGUAUGGACACCAAGAGGGAGAAGACUUGAACAAGUUUUUCCUCAACUUCGAAAACGUAAUUGGCAAAUACAACUUGACCAGCUACGAAAAGUUCAUCUUCCUGCAAAAACAACUUAGAGGUGCGCCACAAAUUUUAAUUCAGUCCUUGGAGGUGGGAAAGCAAAACUACGAAGAUGCUAAAGAUCUGCUACAGAAAGCAUUUGCUUCUCCAAUAACGCAGAAAUAUGACGCGAUCCGGCGUUUGUCGGAAAUGAGACUCGUUAGGGGCGAUGAUCCUUAUCGAUAUAUUGGUCAGAUGCGUUCCUUGGUUGAAAGUUUCACUACGUUGUCCAUUGACACCAAUACUGUCCUCCAGUAUUUUUUCUGGCGAGGCCUCAACGACGACUUCCAACAGCAAUUCAUACACAUAACUAACAAAAAUAAACCCUCACUUGAAGAGAUGAUGGAGCAUGUGUAUGAUGCCACCGAAAGGUACUUGAAUGCCAAUCCGAAGAUUAAGCCCGUGAAAAAUGUCGCUGGUACUAGCUUUGCGGUGGAUGUGAGGCGACCUGAGAGGACUGAACCAGACAAGAGACAACCCUUUUGCAGUCUCUGCUCAGGGCGGGGUGCGCGUGUGACCUCGCACUCCACAUUCAACUGCCACGUUUAUCCGAAUGCUAAAGCAAAACGUGACAGGCUGAUUGCACUAAACGGUUGCACAAAAUGCGCUAACGUGGCCCAUACGACUAAAACGUGUCACUAUAAAUUCAAGAAGAAAUGCUUCAAGUGCUCACAACCUCAUUAUACUUUCCUGUGUAUGGAUGAGUCGAAGAAUCGGUCUGACCCACAGCCCGAUGGUCGCAAGAAACCGGAGAAAGAAGUUAACUCUGGGGUCGUUGCUAUCAGUAAGGCGUUCGUGACGAGGGAUGUGGACUACGGAGAAGAUGCAAUAAUCCCCACCUUCUUGAUUAUGACAUCUCGCGGUCCCCUCAGAGGCAUGAGGGACAGCGGCUGUCAGCCAAACUUCGUCACCGAGAGCUGCGCGGCCAGAUUGUCGCUGCCAGUUCUCGAACAUAAUUUCUCUCUUAGGGUAAAUGGAUUCAACACAUCGGAAGAGUAUCUCACCAAAAUUGUUGAAAUUGAAAUUGAUCCAUAUCAACCUCCGCUGAGAGCGUUCUGCGUUCCGGAAAUUAAAACAAAUUUACGGUUGCCGGGCCUGAGUAAACUGGCCCUAUUAGUUCAAGAAAAAGGCUACAAGUUAGCCGAUUCAGCCUUGAUCAGCUCACAAGAUCGGAUCACAAACCUUGAUUUCAUUUUAGGGAACCUAGAUUCGCAAGUCCUUCCUCUAAAAGAUCUGAGUUUCGGGGACCAACCCAAAUCUGUAAUAUCUCUGUCCCCUCUAGGAGCUCUGUUGAGCGGGAGUGUCCGACGAAUGAUGAGUAACCUGCAAGACUUAGCGGCUCCUGCCGCCGAAGUUGCUUUGUCCAUCAGUACGGUUUCCAAACAGAGUGAACAGGAAGGGCAAGACGCAACCACAUCGGAAAACAUGACCAGCCGAAGCCCCGAACAGUUGGAUGGACAGGACGCUGUCCGAAGUGAGCUGGACCGUAAUCUUGGAGCCUGCAUCAACGAUGUGGCUGCAAUCGACCAGUACACCCUCGACCGUGCUACGGAAGAUAUCCUACGGGCUGAAGUUUUCAAUACGCUCUCCUACGAAGAUGGCCGUUACGAGGAACAAACUGUUGAGCAAGAUCAGGAACAUACUGAAUUCCUCCUUAGGAAUUGUAAGCGUAAUGCCGAAGGAAGACUGGAGAUGCCGUUGUUGUGGAAUAACGACGUUUCUCACCUACUGGGAAAAAACCGCAGUUUAUCCAAACAAAUACUCAAUUCGAACCUGAAAAAAUUGCAGAAGAGAACAGAUCUUCUAGCAAUGUACGACAACGUGAUCAGAGACCAAGUGAGGGAAGGUAUUGUCGAGCCCAUUGAGGAUCUCUCAACCGUCACUCACGGUAAAGGUGCGUAUAGCUUCCUCCCACACAUGGGAGUCUUCAAACUCAGCCGGGAGAGCACAAAAUGCAGGGUGGUGUUCUUGUCGAACCUCUGCGAACAGGAACCGCAGCAACCCCGGACUCUGACACACAAUCAAGC
This is a messenger RNA of Hyalella azteca, 2925 nucleotides long. RefSeq lists its product as uncharacterized. The record is from RefSeq and is a predicted model, not a curated record. NCBI's taxonomy places the organism in Eukaryota, Metazoa, Arthropoda, Malacostraca, Amphipoda, Hyalellidae.